Messenger RNA from Trichoplax adhaerens, 711 nucleotides. RefSeq lists its product as uncharacterized. Bases 1 to 711 code for a protein of 236 amino acids. NCBI's taxonomy places the organism in Eukaryota, Metazoa, Placozoa, Uniplacotomia, Trichoplacea, Trichoplacidae. The record is from RefSeq and is a predicted model, not a curated record. Gene Ontology annotation, molecular function: protein binding. The transcript is spliced from 10 exons.
AUGACCACCUUCCCAAUCCUAACAAAAGUUAUGGAUAAAGUAACUACUUUAUCCUUGUCUGAAAAUCAGUUGAAAAUCUUGAAUUCUUCUAGAAUAUUUGAUGGAUUACUAAAUUUGGAAUACCUGUACUUGCAAAACAAUCAAAUAGAUAGGAUUACCAAUGGAACAUUCCUAAACUUGAAUAAGUUAAGAUUUCUGCUUUUGAAUGGGAAUCUAUUAAAUUCUUUGAGUUCUUCAAUAUUUGAAGGAUUAAAAAGCCUGAAAUCUUUGUAUAUCUAUAAUAACAGGAUUGAAAAGAUCGCAAACGAGCCCUUUGCACAAUUAAAUAAUUUGAUAAGGCUAGACCUAAAUGGGAAUUUAUUGAACACUAUUCAUCCUGGAAUAUUUAAAGGGCUACAAAGAUUGAUUCACCUGUCAUUGCAAGGAAAUCUUUUGCGAGGUUUGAAUUCUCCUGGAAUAUUUGAAGGGAUUAGAAGAUUACGUCACCUAUAUUUAGGAAACAAUAAGAUAGAAAAAAUAGUAGACGGAGCAUUCGCAGAUCUUUACUGGUUAAUGACACUUGAUUUGAAGGACAAUUUAUUGAAAGCCUUAAACUCCCAUAAAAUACUGCAAGGAUUAUAUAACUUAAAGUACCUAUACCUAGACAGAAAUCAAAUAGAAAGAAUUACAGAUAAAGUUUUUGCCAAUUCUAGAUUUCUCUAUAAAUUGUAA